This is a messenger RNA of Talpa occidentalis (Iberian mole), 575 nucleotides long. RefSeq names its product regulator of hemoglobinization and erythroid cell expansion protein-like. The record is from RefSeq and is a predicted model, not a curated record. Bases 16 to 546 code for a protein of 176 amino acids. The transcript has 5 exons. Gene Ontology annotation, cellular component: plasma membrane. NCBI's taxonomy places the organism in Eukaryota, Metazoa, Chordata, Mammalia, Eulipotyphla, Talpidae.
CUGCCAGAGAACAGGAUGCAGACACUCAACUGUUUGGAGCCCUGGCAUGGCGUGGUGAUCGCGGCUGUGUCCCUCUUCCUGCAGGCCAGCCUCCUGGCAGCCCUCUAUUGCCUGUUCAGCCGGCGCCUGGCCAGGCACAGUGAGAGAAUAUUGAAAGAGGUCAGAUCCCAGGACUCCCGUCCCAGUCCUGACCACCAUCCCUCACCAGCUACCCAGGAGCCGAAAGUGACUCUGGCAGAAAGAAGCGCCCUUGUGUCUGAUCUGCACUACAGGCAUGGCAGCGACACAUCCUCAGACAGCUCUAGCAGCUCCAGCAGCUCUGGCAGCUCACCGCCCAGCCAUCAGGCCAACAAAGAUAUGAAUUAUACACAAGUGGUCUUUCCAGACCCUGGAGGACUGAAAAAUGAAACUGCACUGGACUAUGAAAACAUAAAAGAAGCCAAAGAUUAUGUCAAUGUCAACCCCCAAAUUCGCAAGCCCAACAUCUGGACUUUUGUGAAUCCUGAUGUCUCUGAGACAGUGGAAUACACUCAGGUGGCCAAGUGAAUUUUAGUGGGAUGUUCUUUAUGGAUUCU